Molecule: messenger RNA, 1100 nt
Organism: Jaculus jaculus (lesser Egyptian jerboa)
Lineage: Eukaryota; Metazoa; Chordata; Mammalia; Rodentia; Dipodidae
Gene: Dbndd2
Product: dysbindin domain containing 2
Exons: 3
Coding region: 1-480 (159 amino acids)
Biological process (GO): negative regulation of protein kinase activity
Cellular component (GO): cytoplasm
Source: RefSeq, a predicted model, not a curated record
AUGGAUUCAAAUCCCCGUGCAGCCCUGGAGCGCCAGCAGCUCCGCCUCCGGGAGCGGCAGAAAUUCUUCGAGGACAUUUUACAGCCAGAGACAGAAUUUGUUUUCCCUCUGUCCCACCUGCAUCUCGAGUCACAAAGACCCCCCAUAGGUAGCAUCUCAUCCAUGGAAGUGAAUGUGGACACACUGGAGCAGGUAGAGCUUAUCGACCUUGGAGAUCAGGAUGGAGCGGACGUGUUCUUGCCUUGCGAAGAUCCUCCGUCAACACCACAGAUGCCUGGAGUGGACCACCAUCCAGAGGAGUUGAGCCUGCCAGUGCCCACACAGGACAGGACCACAUCCCGGACCUCCUCCUUAUCCUCCGAUUCCUCCAACCUGCACAGUCCCAAUCCCAGUGAUGGUGGAGCAGACACGCCCUUGGCACAGUCUGAUGAAGAGGAGGAUGGGGAUGAUGAAAGGGCACAGCCCAGAACCUGCAGCUAGCAGUGGGCUUCUUGCAGACUGACUGAGCGGGCUGCUCUCCAUGGAGGCCCUGGGCCCAGAAAGAGCACUCUGGUGAAGACCAGACCAUUUACUUGCAGUUGCCAUGAAAGGGUGGGAAGGAAGAAUGGUGGGGCAGUGACCUCUUGAGAAUUAACCCCUCCCUGCUUUACUGCUAACUUUUUCCUGCUGCAAAUUCUCCCACCAGUUUUUGGCUUACUCUUGAGGUAACACUUGUAAGUGACGAGACAGAAGGUGAGGUAGGGACAAGAUGCUACUGCUUUUCUUAGCACUGCCUGCACCCCCAAAUGCCCUGUAGUCGUCUAGUGGUCUCCCGAGUGUCUCUAAAGGGAUGUGAACUCCUUAGCACACCAGAUGAGGUGGUACCCCAGCGUCCUGCCUCCUUACAUCCUUUCUGGAACAGGGCAUGGUAUAAAUAAUAAACUAAAAAUACACCAACCAUUUCAUCUCAUUCUUCAUAAAGAUAUCAAGUCCAUUAUAUAUUCUUGGCUGUCUGAUCAGCACCAUAAUCCCAUCUUUCAUUUAUUCCAUGUAUUCAGGAACUACUUAAGAAUUUAAUACUUGUGUAAGACAUUUGGAAUAUAGUUCUAAGACAAAGUGUC